AAUAAGACUUUUCAUACUGGCUGUACACUCGAGAUACGAGUAUCUCUCCAUAUCAUGGGUCUUGCAACGGGGUACAUGGCUCAUUUCCUGGCCACUAACUGGCUGGAGUUGACUGUAGCUUGCCUGGUGGUGGUGCUCAUAAGACUGGCUGUCCGCCGCUCAGCACGCUACAAAAGUUAUCUUUCAUCUUCUAAUGACCGGCCCAAGAAAGUGAUACGCAAAAUCACAGUGUGUGCUCCCAGUGAGGCUGAGGAAGACUCUCAGACCAGCAACAUGGUGGACCCCUUGUGGCCUGAAGACUUGAAGCAAAUCCCCUUCACCUUCAACAGUUUAUCUAAAGAGGAAAGUAUAAAGAAGUCUCAAGACUUCUACGACUUGAUGAAGCAGCGACGGACAAUAAGGUUCUUCAGCUCUGCUCCAGUCCCCCGUGAAGUCAUAGAAAACGUGAUCAAGGCGGCAGGCACGGCACCGUCCGGGGCGCACACUGAACCCUGGACAUUCGUGGCUGUAUGUGACCCUAAUGUGAAGCAGGAGCUGAGGACCAUCGUGGAGACAGAGGAAGAGAUUAACUACACGAAAAGAAUGGGUAAAGAAUGGGUGAGAGAUCUAAAGGGAUUCCAGACUAACUGGGUGAAAGAAUACCUGACGGUGGCUCCCUGGCUCAUCCUAGUGUUCAAACAGACCUAUGGGCUUCUACCAGACGGCCGUAGAAGGAACCACUACUACAACGAAAUAUCUACUGGUCUCGCCAGCGGCAUACUUUUAAGUGCCAUCCACGCUUCUGGGCUGACGACCCUGACAUCGACGCCGCUCAACUGUGGUCCAGCCUUGAGGCUGCUGCUGCAGCGUCCUCCCAACGAGAAGCUUGUGUUGUUGUUGCCUGUGGGUUAUCCUGCCCCCGAUGCCACAGUCCCGGAGCUACACCGCAAACCCAUAGACCAGAUCAUGACUGUUGUCUAGUGCUGUUCUGCAUUGACGUUUUAAAUGUGUGAAUGUUGAAAGUUUGUCGCUUCAGUAACGUGUAUGAAAGCUUAAUAACCAGGGUCUCCAUGUAGAAUUAAUACAUUUUUUAAGUUUUAAUUUGACCUUUGAGGGUUUUUUUUAUUCGCCGGUAUUCUUUGAGUUUUUUUUUUUUUUUGCUCCGUUUCAUUUUUUUAUUGUGCAUACAGAAUUUUUUAUUGAAUUUCUUAGUGUAUAUGUAAUUUAAAUUAUUUUUUAACAUGUUCUUUGGUAAUAAACAAAUAUUUGAAA
This is a messenger RNA of Cherax quadricarinatus, 1251 nucleotides long. Lineage: Eukaryota; Metazoa; Arthropoda; Malacostraca; Decapoda; Parastacidae. The record is from RefSeq and is a predicted model, not a curated record.